GGGGGGCUGUGGCGGAGCCCCUCGGCUGCAUGUCUGACGCCUUCAUGCCGGGGAAGCUGAGGAGGAGCAGGAGGGGGGUGCUGGAGAAGCGGUGGCAGAGCCUGGAGGAGAGGGGCAGCGCGGGCACCCGGCUGGGUCACCCCGUGCUCGCCAGAUCCAAAACCUGCGACCCUUCCUUCUGCGAGGAGACAGACCCAGCUGCGGCGGCCACGGGCACGCAGGGCCACCCACCCCCGUCGCUGAGCAAGCGCGUCGCCGGUUACCGCAAAGCCUUCGGGGAGCUCGCCGAGCGGGAAGCGCUGCUGGCCUGCUUCUCCUGCGCUUGGCAGAGAGAGGUGCCUUACCACGGCCGCCUCUACAUCUCCUCCCGCCACAUCUGCUUCCACUCCAGCCUCCUGCUCAAGGACAUCAAGGCAGUGGUCCCCAUCGUCUCCAUCUUGGCCCUCAAGAAGACCAACACAGCGCUCCUGGUGCCCAACGCGCUCAGCAUCCGCACGGCCGAGGGGGAGAAGUUCCUCUUCGUGUCGCUUCGCCGGCGGGAGGCCACGUACCAGCUCCUGAAGUCAGUCUGCAAACACCUGCAGGACAACAGCUGGAGCCCUCCGGCCUCUCUGAGCAAUGAGGAAAUCCUUAGGAAGCCUCUGACCUCAAGCCAGUCGGACCUGGAGCAGAGCACCCCGGACCCCGACAGCCUCCAGGAGCUGCCGGAUGGGCCAAGCCUGACACCAAGGUACGUGGAGGAGGAGGAGGAGGAGGAUGAAGAGGCAGCGGUGCCGGCUCUGAGCAGCGGGGGACCCCACGCCGCGCUAUGGGCCCAGACCACCACGCAGUUGAGCCCCCUCGACACCAUCAUCCUCAUCUACCUGCUGCUGAUGGUGGCCCUGCUGCUGUCCUCGGGGUACAUCGGUCUGCGCAUCGUGGAGCUGGAGCAGCAGCUGGCGUCCGUGGGGGCUUGGCCAGACCUCAACCUGCCGCACCAGUACAAGAAGACAUGAGGACAGCAGGGACCCCGCCCCAGCCGGGGGGACGGGCUGUGGGGCUGCUCGGAGCCCUUCCCCUGCCUCUUGGGGAACUGCUGGGGACUCCAUCACCGAGUGUCUUCCAGCCCCCCUAAACUGCCUGGGGGGCCCACACAGGCUGUGGGACUUCAUCUUGCUCCCCUCACACCCCCCCACUCUGAGCCACAGCGGGAGGGACGCUGACAGCUCCCAGGGGACAAAGAGAAGCACCGAGGGGCUGGCUGGGGCCAGGCAGAGCAGGGACAGACUAUUUUAUGAAUAAAGAUGUGACCCCCCCCCGCUUUGGGGACACUCUGGACUGGGGCAGCCCCACGCUGCCCCUUCCCUGA
This is a messenger RNA of Tyto alba (common barn owl), 1348 nucleotides long. Its product is annotated as GRAM domain-containing protein 2A-like. Bases 30 to 995 code for a protein of 321 amino acids. Lineage: Eukaryota; Metazoa; Chordata; Aves; Strigiformes; Tytonidae. The transcript has 12 exons. The record is from RefSeq and is a predicted model, not a curated record.